UUGCUGUUUCUUAUAGAAGAACGCAGUGCUUCGUAGUUAACAAAACAUCAGUUAGGCAAAGUUGUGGUGCAAAAGGCAACGACAAAAUAAGAAUACUCCUGAAAUGGGCAUUUGUGUGGAAAUCAGUGCUCGACAAAAACAUUAUCAGACUCAGAAGGGUGUUGUUCACUUUUGGCUCUUAGUUCUGCUUUAUGAACUAGCAGUUUGGGAAGGAGCCCACAGCUGGAACUAUAACUAUUCAACAACAAAUAUGACAUGGCCAAAUGCCAGAAACUAUUGCCAAAGUUACUUCACUGAUUUGGUUGCAAUUCAGAACAGUGAAGAAAAUAACUAUCUGAAUAUGGUGCUACCACAGAAUCCAACUUAUUAUUGGAUUGGAAUAAGAAGGGUUAAUGACAUUUGGACCUGGGUCGGAACAAAUAAAACACUGACAAAAGAGGCAGAAAACUGGGCUAAAGGUGAACCAACUUUCGGGGAAGAAGAUUGUGUAGAAAUUUAUAUAAAGAGAGACAAAGAUUCAGGAAUGUGGAACAAUGAUCCCUGCCUGACAAGAUGGAAACGAGCAUUAUGCUAUUUAGCUUCAUGCAAGUCUAGUUCCUGCAGCAGUCAUGGGGAAUGCAUGGAAACUAUUGGAAAUUAUACAUGUCGAUGUUAUGAAGGAUUCUAUGGAUCAUACUGUGAAUUUGUUAUGAAAUGUGAAAUUCCAAAGAUCCCUAGAAAUGGGACCAGAAACUGUUCCCAUCCAAUUGGAAACUUCAGUUAUCACUCAACCUGUGACUUUGGCUGCGUAGAAGGUUUCUCAUUGAACGGAUCAGUGAGUCUUCAGUGUGAGGGCUCUGGAAUGUGGUCAUCACGAAUACCAGCCUGUGAAGUUGAACAGUGUUCCACUCUCAAUGUUCCUGACCAAGCGACUAUGAACUGCACCCAUCCUAAUGGAAACUUCAGCUUCGACUCCACGUGUGACUUUCAGUGUGCAGCAGGGUUUACACUGCAUGGGUCACAGAGUCUCUGGUGCAAUGCGACAGGAAUAUGGACAGCAAAGACACCCAGCUGUGAAGUUAUGAAAUGUGAAAUUCCAAAGAUCCCUAGAAAUGGGACCAGAAACUGUUCCCAUCCAAUUGGAAACUUCAGUUAUCACUCAACCUGUGACUUUGGCUGCGUAGAAGGUUUCUCAUUGAACGGAUCAGUGAGUCUUCAGUGUGAGGGCUCUGGAAUGUGGUCAUCACGAAUACCAGCCUGUGAAGGUACUGUGCAGGAACAACACAAAUCUACAAAAUUGAUCAGCACUUCUAUUGCAGGAACAGCCUGCUUAUUUUCUGUGCCUUUUGUUAUCUGGCUUAUCAAACACUAUCGAAAGAAAGUGAUGCAGAAAGAUUUUUCACCUGUAAGGACUUAAAUAGACUGGCCAACUCCAAGACUCAACCAGAAAAAGGCCAGGAUGUUCAACACCUGGGACAUGUAUUUUCUACCAAAAAAAGGAGGCUUUUUGUCACUAUGCUUCCAAAAAAAACUGUAAAAUGUAUUCACAUAUAGAAUAAUACCUCCAUUUAAAACCAUGGACUGAGAUUGUGUUUAAAUGUGAAGGUGUUACACUUAAGUUUCUAAUGGUGAUUGAGAGUUGAAGCCAAUGUUUUUGUCCCAUUUUUUCAAUCAUUACUGAGCAGUUUUGGAGAUCCGAUAAGCUGCCCUAUACUUCAUUAAGAACUACUUAAAAUGUAUAAAAUACUGGUUAAAUUAAUUCCCUAGUUUUAUUAGUUUGCUUGGUUGGUUAAUGUGCAGAGAUGAGGACUCAGAUUUUUGUCCUGGGCCCACGAAAUGCAAGUUGGCCCUUUUGCAGCUUUCAAAAUACACACCAAACUCAUGUUUGACUUUUCCCUGGAUUUUUGUUUUUUCAUGCAAGGGGAAUGUGCAGUUUGCAUUUUGAGAAGUUGCCAAAGGGUGUUUAAUAUCUAUGGAGGCAGGUACCAGAAGGAGUCAGAGCCUUCAGGAAAGCAGAGGAAAAAAGAAAAUUUGUUGAAAAAGAAUUGAGAGAGAGGAAAUUGUAACAGAGAGGCUAAACCUUCAAUCUGUUUGUUAGUUUACAAGGAAAGGUUAAAGGAGUAGGGGAGAUUGAACGGUUUGAAAUUCAGAAGACAAUUAAGAAAUUGUUCACGACAAUAAAAGAUUCCAAUAUUAGAGGAAAAUAGAACAGCCCCAUCUAACAAUAAUAAAUUUGUGGAAUCAAUUACAGAGGAAAUAAUGACCAUAAGGAAACUACAAACAUUUCUGGAGAGAGAAGGGAUUGAUGGAAGUUAGUGAGCACAUUGGACUGACUACACUUAAAAAGUAUUUCAUUGGGUGUAAAGUGUUUUGGGAUGUCCUAAGGUCACGGAAGUCACUUUUUGUCCUUCCUGUUAUCAAAAAGGAACAAGCUUAUUCAGCUUUUUGAGUCACUAACAAUUUUCAGUACAUUAUGGAACAUCCCCUCACUAAUUUUACUUCAAACCCAUUUAUAUUUUGACACAAUAACUAACCAAGCAAAGUAUGCCAAAAUAAGUGAGUUAAUGUUAGCUACCAUAGACCAACAGGUUUGCUGUUUUUUGCAGAUUUGAUGCUAUUUGAUGCAGAGCUUGCUUUAUGUUUUUGAAUGCUCUUUAUGUAUGGUUUUGCAAUAUUUUGUUGGUUCAAGGUUCUGAAUCUCAUUAAAGCACAGCUUUAUUUUAGCGCAUGCUAUCUGUGAAUAUAACCAACCAAGAGAUUCUUCAACUUCUUCAGAGCUGAGUCCUGGCAAGAUUGUUAAUAUCUGCUGUGGCCUAUGAGAUUCUGUGCAUUGAUGAGUUUUACAAAAAUGUUGUUCUACAAAUAUAUAUAUAGAGGUGAAUGUGAAAAAUUAGAAUUGCUGGUUUAGAAUAAUGAAAUAAGAACAGAAACACACUGUAGAGUUGGUCUGCAAGUCUCUGAAAGAGACAAUUAACAUUUUGGGACUAGGCUUUCAUUUGAACUAUCAGAGUUGUGUCUGAUCACACUUUCAGUUGUUUUUUGCAUUGCUCCGCCUAAUAAAAAUAGCCAUCCAGGCAAUAC
Carcharodon carcharias (great white shark) is the source of this 3060-nucleotide messenger RNA. RefSeq names its product E-selectin-like. The coding region runs from base 104 to 1396 and encodes 430 amino acids. Gene Ontology annotation, biological process: heterophilic cell-cell adhesion; leukocyte migration; response to cytokine. The transcript has 10 exons. The record is from RefSeq and is a predicted model, not a curated record. NCBI's taxonomy places the organism in Eukaryota, Metazoa, Chordata, Chondrichthyes, Lamniformes, Lamnidae. Gene Ontology annotation, cellular component: membrane; external side of plasma membrane. Gene Ontology annotation, molecular function: sialic acid binding; oligosaccharide binding.